AUGGUUCAGGGACCUCAAGCACUGAUUCCUCAACACCAGGGCAGUGCAGGAAGGGCUCAGCUGAGAGGGCCUUUGGGGCACUACUUCCUCUUCACUCCAGAGGCCAAAAGAAGUCAGACCCACCUCCCCCACCAAGCCCCGGCCUGGUCUCAGAGCAAGAGGGCUCGGAGGGUGAAUUUCUUAGAACCCUCCACUGCCAACCCCUGCAGCCAGCACCAUGGUUGGACCCACUUCCAGGGAGUCUGGGAGGCCACCACGCACGUGUACGUGACCAUCGUGGACGAGAACGAUAAUGCACCUGCGUUCCAGCAGCCCCACUACGAGGUGCUGCUGGAUGAGGGCCCGGACACAGUCAACACCAGCCUCCUCACCGUGCGGGCGCUGGACCCGGAUGAGGGGCCCAACGGCACAGUUGCCUACGCCAUCGUCACAGGCAACAUCAUCAACACCUUCCGGAUCAACAGACACACGGGUGUCAUCACUGCCAUCAAGGAGCUGGACUACGAGAUCAGCCAUGGCCGCUACACCCUGAUUGUCACUGCCACAGACCAGUGCCUCAUCUUAUCCCACCGCCUCACCUCUACCACCACGGUGCUUGUGAACGUGAAUGACAUCAACGACAACAUGCCUACCUUCCCCCGGGACUAUGAGGGACCCUUUGACGUCACUGAAGGCCAGCCGGGGCCCAGAGUGUGGACCUUCCUGGCCCAUGACCGGGACUCAGGCCCGAAUGGGCAGGUGGAGUACAGCAUCGUGGACGGAGACCCUCUGGGGGAGUUUGUGAUCUCUCCCGUGGAGGGCGUGCUGCGGGUCCGGAAGGAUGUGGAGCUGGACCGGGAGACCAUUGCCUUCUACAACCUGACCCUCUGUGCCCGCGACAGGGGCGUGCCCCCCCUCAGCUCCACGAUGCUGGUGGGGAUCCGGGUGCUGGACAUCAACGAUAACGACCCCGUGCUGCUGAACCUGCCCAUGAACGUCACCAUCAGCGAGAACAGCCCCGUCUCCAGCUUCGUCACCCAUGUCCUGGCCAGCGACGCAGACAGCGGCUGCAAUGCGCUCCUCACCUUCAACAUCACUGCAGGCAACCGCGAGCGGGCCUUCGUCAUCAAUGCCACGACAGGGAUCGUCACUGUGAACCGGCCCCUGGACCGUGAGCGGAUCCCGGAGUACAAGCUGACCAUUUCCGUGAAGGACAACCCGGAGAACCCACGCAUAGCCAGGAGGGAUUUUGACUUGCUGCUGAUCUUUCUUGCGGACGAGAAUGACAACCACCCCCUGUUUACUGAGAGCACCUACCAGGCAGAGGUGAUGGAAAACUCUCCCGCUGGGACCCCCCUCACGGUGCUCAAUGGGCCCAUCCUGGCCCUGGAUGCAGACCAGGACAUCUACGCCGUGGUGACCUACCAGCUGCUGGGCGCCCAAAGUGGCCUCUUUGACAUCAAUAACAGCACUGGUGUGGUGACUGUGAGGUCAGAUGUGAUCAUUGACCGGGAAGCCUUCUCGCCCCCCGUCCUGGACCUCCUGCUGCUGGCUGAGGACAUCGGGCUGCUCAAUGGCACGGCUCAACUGCUGGUCACCAUCCUGGACGACAAUGACAACGUGCCCACCUUUAGCCCUGCUGCCCUCACUGUCCACCUGCUGGAGAACUGCCCACCAGGAUUCUCAGUCCUCCAAGUCACAGCCACAGAUGAGGACAGUGGCCUCAAUGGGGAGCUGGUCUAUCGGAUAGAGGCCGGGGCUCAGGACCGCUUUCUCAUCCACCCUGUCACCGGCAUCAUCCGUGUCAGCAAUGCCACCAUCGACAGGGAGGAGCAAGACUCCUACAGGCUGACAGUGGUGGCCACUGACCGGGGCACUGUGCCUCUCUCUGGCACGGCCAUCAUCACCAUCCUGAUCGAUGAUGUCAAUGACUCCCGCCCCGAGUUUCUCAACCCCAUCCAGACAGUGAGCGUGCUGGAGUCUGCCAAGCCAGGCGCUGUCAUUGCCAACGUCACCGCCAUUGACCGCGACCUCAACCCAAAGCUGGAGUACCACAUCAUCAGCAUCAUGGCCAAGGAUGACACUGACCUCCUGGUGCCCGACCAGGAGGACGCCUUUGCAGUGAAUGUCAACACAGGUAUAAGGGCCUGCACCCCUGCCACCCGCCUCUGCCCUGACUCCCUGCCCAGCUCUUUGGCUUCCUGCCUUCCUCCUUCCUUCUUCUUCCUUCUCUUUCCCUCCCGCUCCCUUUCUGCUCUCUUCUCUCCCCUGUCGGCACUCUUUGAGUCCCCACCACCCCCACGCCCCGCUCCACUCCCUCCCUGCCGCACCCUGAACUAA
Messenger RNA from Lemur catta (Ring-tailed lemur), 2319 nucleotides. RefSeq names its product cadherin-23-like. Gene Ontology annotation, cellular component: catenin complex; plasma membrane. Gene Ontology annotation, biological process: homophilic cell-cell adhesion. Bases 1 to 2319 code for a protein of 772 amino acids. NCBI's taxonomy places the organism in Eukaryota, Metazoa, Chordata, Mammalia, Primates, Lemuridae. Gene Ontology annotation, molecular function: cadherin binding; calcium ion binding. The record is from RefSeq and is a predicted model, not a curated record. The transcript is spliced from 12 exons.